Molecule: messenger RNA, 1296 nt
Organism: Linnemannia hyalina
Lineage: Eukaryota; Fungi; Mortierellomycota; Mortierellomycetes; Mortierellales; Mortierellaceae
Source: the annotation of a GenBank genome assembly
AUGUCCGACGAGACGCGACAUCAGUCACUUCAACAAGGCAAUGGCGAGAUCCUCCAAGUCGAAGCAUACUAUCAUAACGAUUCAGGUCAACACGUCAUCUUUUGGCACGACAUUCUCGAACACUUCCCUGGGACAACCAGAGUCAUGAAUGGCACAGUCGCGAUCUCACGAGCAAGAGAUGCGUCAUAUAGUUUUGUCGAACCAAGGUGUAUCAAGUAUCAGCAUGGGAAGGUCCUUAAGGCCGUCCUGGCAGGAGACAUAACACCACACUAUCCUGGCUCCUCGGCAUCGGUGACAACAGAGACAGCUCCACCCUCUCGAGACUUGACCCUCAGGAACAUUGAGGAAUGGAACAAGACCGCUACCGAGAAUGUAUCUUUUUUUGGCAGCAACUACGCCCCGACGAUAUGGUCUGAAGUGCCCUCGACAACAUCUCGCGCCUUCAUUCCUCUUAUUGUCCCCACAGAAUCCGAAGCUGGAAGUGUCUCUCCUCAAGAAGAUAUCCCCGCACGUAUCUCGUUCACCUUAGAACUUGCAAACAUGAUGGCGAAAGCCGAGUCAGGGGAUCAUGUCGCUCAGGAAACACUUGGAGACAUGUACAUGGACAUGAACGACCGAAUUGCUCCAACAGACGUCCAAACAGCUAUAACCUGGUACCUGAGGGCGAACAGUCAAGGAAGAAUCGGCGAACCAAUCGAAAGAAAACUACGGCUACCUAACGACUUUUACUCCAGGUUUAAAUUUGAUGGACCGCAAGAAUGUUUGACGGCAGUAGACCGGCGCCGCAAAGCAGCCGAUCAAGGAGAUUCUACUGCACAAUGCAACAUUGGAGUUCUGUACUUUGUCGCUCGAGAGUACUACCAGGCUAUGGUCUGGUAUCGGAAGGCCGCCAAACAAGGAGACGCCGUAGCUCAGGGCAACAUCGGCAAUCUGUAUCGUCAAGGACUUGGUGUGUCCCAGGACUAUGCCGAGGCGAUGACCUGGUAUCGGAAGGCCGCCGAACAAGGAGAUGUCGCAGCUCAGAACGAGAUCGGCAAUCUGUACCUUGAAGGACUUGGUGUGUCCGAGGACUAUGCUGAGGCGAUGACCUGGUUUCGGAAAGCCGCCGAACAAGGACAUGCUAGAGCUCAUUUCAACAUCUCCCUAAUGUAUUCCUAUGGCUAUGGUGUGUCCCGGGACUAUGCCGAGGCGUCGACCUGGCUUCGGAAGGCCGCCGAACAAGGAGAUCCCUACUCUCAACAAUGCCAGGGCCCGACGGUUAGAAAAUGGAGUAGGAAUGAAACAAAGUGGUUCUAA